CUUUGUAGCUCAGUCACUUUGAUGUGUACGGACUAUGCUCAGCUCCAGGCCUUCCCCUUUCAGGACUCGCUGACAGCGAUCAUCAUUAAAUUAACAACUAUCCUUUGCCAGUAAUCUACCGUGCAGCUAUCACAAUCCAUAGUACCUGGUAGUCUACUUCUUUCUCUUAGAGCUCGAGCCCACGAUUGAAGAUCCUCGGCAACGUGCACAAUUCUUGUCCAAGUCUAUAUCGCGAAGACAAGAAGGCUGGAUUCUGGCACUUCAGCCAUGGACCUCGUCACCAGUAUUAAUCGUAGCCACGGCCUCGACGACAAUAUCAACAUACGGCCCCCGGACGACCCAAUCGUCGUACUUCGGGGUAAACUGGAGAGAGCUUGUGAACGCCUGUCGACGGACCUAUAUAACACGAAAACCCACUUUCUUCUCGAGUUCAUACAGAAUGCAGACGAUAAUAACUACGAUGCCGAUACUAUUCCGACGUUGCAAUUGCACCUGGAGCAACGCCGGAUGAUAAUCAGAUGCAACGAGAAAGGAUUUACGGCGGAGAACGUAAAAGCAAUUUGCGAUAUAGGGGGUAGUACAAAGAAAAAAAGUGAAGGAGAACAAGGAUACAUCGGCGAGAAGGGGAUUGGAUUCAAGGCUGCCUUUGUCGUUGCAUCCCAAGUCCACGUCGCAUCCAAUGUUUACACAUUCAGAUUUGAUCGAGACGCACAGCUUGGCAUGAUAAACCCGAUAUGGGAUCAGACGCACCAGGUGGAACCGGGCUGGACAACAUUCCGGCUGGAUAUCGCUCAGGAAGAACAUCUGGGAGAACUGAGCGAGCAGUUACGCGACUUUCAGCCUUCCCUAUUACUCUUUCUCCGCAAAUUGCGUUCAGUCGGAAUGCGUGUAACCCAGAACAAGUACCCGUUUACGAACGACAUUAUCAUCUCCCGAAUUGACCCAGCUCCAGACAUCAUGGAGCUCGAGCGCGUGGAAAGUGGACAAUCUGUCUUCAAGUGCAGAUAUACCGUGGUGAAGCAUGUCGUUCCAACAUAUGCUGGCGAACCGAAGAGAGAAGGCAUCGAGCAGAGCGAAAUCGUUCUAGCGUUUCCAGUAACACUCGAAGGGGAACCAAUCAUUGCCAAUCAGCAUGUCUACGCUUUCCUCCCUGUGAUCAAGUAUGGAUUCACGUUCGUCAUACAGGCCGAUUUCCUCACGUCAUCGAGCCGAGAGUCCAUUAUCAUAGACUCUCAAUGGAAUCUUGCAUUACUUCCGGGGAUCGUCACUACGUUCUUGAGCGCUGCGAACCGAUUUCAGGAGCAUCCGGUUCUCAAAGACACUUGGAUUCGGUUCGUCCCAUUGGAAGUGAAGGAUCCUUUCGGCAAAAUUGCGGAUCAUAUCGCGUUAUUGUUAAGAACCCGUCCAGUCUUGCGGUCUACUGAUGGGCUUCUUUCCCACCCCGAGCGACUCCUCAUCCUUCCGGAAUAUCUAUGCACCAAUGAUGGAAAGCCUCUGAUACCUUCGACGUUCUUGGCUAAAGGCCUCCGGUAUUUGGCGAAGACAUACGAUGCCUCUCGCGAUAUCAUGUUCCUGACGCGCUUGGGCGUACGAACCAUGUCUGACAUCGACUUCAUUGAAAGUCUCACUCGAAUGGAUCACGCGUUCCCACGCCAGUCCGACGAAUGGCACGAGGCUGUCUGCGACAUUAUGUUCAGAAGAAUGCCAAGGCUGAAUGGGAUAUUCCAUCCUGCGAUUAUGGAACUUCAGCUCCUUCCUCUUAGUAAUGGCUCCUGGGCUGCUGCGAAGACCGCAGCGGACCACGUCUUCAUCUCCGAUCUGGAGGGCUUCGACGAAUUGCAGCUGUCAAGUAUCAGAGGAGGCAUCAAAGAAACAUCAACGAGAUAUCGUCUCUACUCUGCGCUAGGGGUCAGACGAGCAGGACCGGCCGUGGUCGCGGAGCGGAUUCUAGAGUCGAAGGCGCCGGCCUCGCUCGAAGUGUUGAUUGUUUAUGCCCGAUUCUUUUUUGAGCAUCGCCGAGCUCCUGAUUUUCCUUCUCCAUCCGCUCUCCAGGUCAUGGAUGAGGAUUACUGUAUAGCUCACGCGGAUGAGUUAUAUCUGGAUCUACCAGACAGGAGGAACCCACUCCGCAGCAUCCUACCGUCGACUAGCCGUUUCCUGCAUUCGGCGUACAGCGACGCUCAUCAAGACCGCUAUUGGAUCCCCUGGAUCCAGGACAGUCUCGGUGUGAAUACAGCUCCACGACUAGUUUCCGGACAACUUUCUCUAGAGUUACAGCAAAUGACGUGGUCGCUGGAGACCCCGAGACUACUAUCUGUCCUGCGAGAGUAUUGGCCUCAGCUCUCUCGCAUUAUUUCUCCACAAGGCGUAUCCCAGCUAUCCCGGAUCAUUGUCUCUUGCGAUGAUGGCAGACAUCCGCUCAGCAGCACUGCGUUGAGGCGACAUGCCUUGCGGCGCAUGCGUAACACUUACCUGCACUUCCUGCCAGCGUCGGACCCAAACGAUGCCGGAUGGGACUUCCUCGCGGAGUUUGGAGUGAUGACUGAAGUAAAUCUGGAGACCUAUAUCAAGAUACUCGUUCGACUCCAGAAUGACGAAUGCCAAGACGAGGACAUGGUUACGGAAAUCUACAGACAACUUGACGCUAGGUUUCAUGAAAAUCCGACAGCCCUUCAUGUUGCCUUCCACCAGCACCCUCUUCUAUACGCCUCGCGAAACCUCAAGGAAAACGAAAGGUCAUGGGUAGAAUUCAGCGACGUCUAUUGGGACGGACCGCCGUCCAUGACUUCGAAGGCCACUCUGAAGCGUCUGUAUCCGACUUUGGAAGAUUUUUUCCGCAACAGACUAAGCAUUAAGGAUGCGCCCCUCUGGAUUCUCGUGAACGAGUUCAAGGAUCUAGCAAGGCAAUGGAAGGGGCAUGUUCUCCCCCCCUUGAUUGCCGCGAACGUUGAAGACAAGAUACUCGACAUUACUGAUUACCUGGUUGCAGAUCCAGCUGUCGCAUUCACCAUCCAUGAGCUCGCCAUGCAGCCGAUCUUCCCUGUGCAUAUACCCAACAGGGAAGGUCAGACUGUACUCAAAGCGGCCGACGAAUUCUAUGUCCCUGACAGGAAUGGCAAUCUUGCAGACAGGUUCCGGGACAAAGUGCUUCUAUUGGCUGUCUCCCCAACGCUGUCACUCGUCCGCAUACAGCCGUUGCUCGAUUGCAAUAUUUGGAAUCAGCCCAUCCGAUACCUUGAACAUUCCAUCUUAUCGAAGAUGUCCGCGUGGGGCAUAAGAACAAUGGAUGAAUCUGCAGCUGCAGAGUAUAAAUGUAGAUUAGAAUAUGUCGAGAGAGAACUUUAUCACAAGCGAGGCGCAAGAAUCCCACCCGACCAGUCCGCGUUUUUGAUCAAAUUGAAAGAUAUGAGAAUAGAGAUUGUCGACUCGAUCUCCUCAACGCUCACCUUGGGAUGUCACAUUGUCCACGAUACCGCCAAUUCUUCUAUCGAAGAACAUUCUGACCAUGUCCGCGUGCUUGUAACGAAAGCGUGCAGCGUCAAUUCCAAGAAGCGCGACCGGGAAGUUUGCAGUCGACUCGCGGAGCGUCUUAGCUUGGACAGGAGGAGGCUGCAGCAAUUCAUUGACACGGAGUUGGAUGAUCUUGGAGCAGACCUUGAUGAAGAAGGCAUUACGAGUAUUCCAGCAGAAUACCAGCUUCUGCGAGAUCACUCUCCGUUGGGCACAGGAAUUGUCGAGGUCGCUGCUCACGAGCCUCUGACAGAAUCAUCAGAUGACAAUCCCGACGACACCGAACCUGCUACGCCUGAAGAUCUUCCUGUUCGUCGUGAAACUCUUAAACCGCUCCUUUCCCGUCUCUCAAAAAGAGCAAACUCGGAAUCAGAUGGUAUGGCGAUACGGAUGCUGAAUCUCAAUGACAAUGCCUCGAAAUCUGAACCCGCCGUCACCCAUAUGCAUACUUCGAGCUCGUCUAUGCACAGCGAUCGUUCCGCUCAUGACAAAACAGCGGCCAUUCCUAUCUCUGUCGACUCAGGUGGACAGAAGGCUUCAAAGGCUGCGAAAGCUCAUGGGUUGAAUCCUCUCGGAAGCCCCUUUGUUCCUCGAACUUCUGUCGCUCCUAUUGCCCUCCCUACUACGCAGUCCAAGACAAUGCCACAUGCCGUGGACAUUCGUAUGCCCCAGAAUGAAGGGUCCCCUCUUGCAUCUAUUUCUGGGCAGAUGCACCCCGCAGGUCUCGUCACUCACGACAUACAGGCUGGGAGCCAGAUUGCAAUGGCACUGUAUGCUCCUAUGGGUGCUGGGGCAAAUUCUGCACCUAGUGCACACGGGCUAUACCACGGAAAUGUCGCCAUUGCGCCUUCUACUGAUGCUGAGCGUCUGACAGGCAUACAAGGCGAACUAUAUGUCUUUCAUUUGCUACACUCUUUCUUGGGUCCCGGCUUCAGAGAGGCGAAUUGGACGAGCGAGCUUCGCGGCGAAGUACAGGGCUUCACCACAUAUGAUGGUGAUGCGCUUGCGGACUUCAAGUAUCUAGAUAAGAACGGUAUCCUCACAGGUUUGUGGUAUGGGGAACAAGUCCGAAAAGCCUGGGCAAACAACUGGCCAACGUACCACAUAGAGGUCAAGGCGACCGGUGGGCUGGUGCGCGAGCCUUUUCAUGUGAGUCAGAGGCAGCUCUAUCAGGCACUGCAUCUGACCAACCGUGCGAAUUCUUUGGAUCUUACUCCGACGGACGUCUAUGCCAUCAUCAAUGUAUGGGGGUUGCGCACUAGGUCGCCGUCCUAUGCAGUGUAUCUUGAUGUGCACCGCUGUAUCUAUGAUGGUCGAUUGGCGAUUCAGACGGAUGUUUACUUGUCAUAGGUGUGACCAUGUACCAAGAUGUACGUUAGAUCGGAAUGGUAGCAGGAUAUUUUGCUGGGGAUCGAAUCAUACCAGUCAUGCUGUGGCGCGACCGGCAUGACAGUCUGGAGUAUGUGAGCAGCUUCCCUCUGCUACUAUAUUGGAAAGGACUGGUAGAACAUUCACUGGCGUGCAUGUCAGCAUGUAUCAAGAAAGAGCAAGGGCUAUGAUAUUAC
Messenger RNA from Laetiporus sulphureus 93-53, 5075 nucleotides. RefSeq lists its product as uncharacterized. The record is from RefSeq and is a predicted model, not a curated record. The transcript has 10 exons. The coding region runs from base 268 to 4860 and encodes 1530 amino acids. Lineage: Eukaryota; Fungi; Basidiomycota; Agaricomycetes; Polyporales; Laetiporaceae.